AUGGAAUCCACGGAGGGGCGCGAGAUCUAUACGAAUUUAUCGCACACGCACGGGAAGCGGGCGACUCGCGUUGACUUUGCGCGCGUUCGAGGCGCGGACGUCAUCGCCGUGUGCUGCGGAGAAGACGUCGAGAAGAUUCACGCGUCGAGGAAAGAAAUUUUCGUCGGAUCUGUGGUCGUGUGGGACGUGCGUGACACGGUGAACGAGCUCGCGAUUCUCGAAGCGCGAAGCGAGGUGACGUGUUUCGCAAUUACAGAUGACGGACGAGUCGCCGGCGGCUUGGCGAACGGUCGCGUUGCGAUGUGGGAACUUCCCCGUUCGGCGACGAAGCAGAGCGCGACAAAUAUUUGCAGGUCCAACGAACGCGAUCGAGCGCCGUUGAUAUCGAGCGACGCGCACGAUUGCGCCGUGUUUGACCUAACGUGGGUCGGCAGGUUUGUCGUUUCAGUCGCCGGUCGUUGCGCGCAGAUUUGGGAUGUCGAUGGCGGAUGUUGGCGCGUCACGAAGACGAUUGAGAUUGGAUUUCACGUAGAUUCAUUCUCGACGUCGGAUUUAUCGACGAACAUUUUACUCGCGUCGUCUACCGGUGACUUUGCAGUUCUGCGGAACGACGAGUUUGAACUACAAGUCAAACCAUCCACACCGACUCGAGUCGUGUCCGUCACGCAGUCGCCGUACUAUGAAGACAUCGCUCUCGUGAUCGGCGACUACUCGUUCCGCAUACAAAACAUCAACACUGGAGAAAUAUUACACACCAGUCCGAACGUGGACUGUGGGCUAAUUGCCGGUGCUUGGUCUCCAAAGCCAAACAUCUUGUUCAUCGCGAAGGCGGAUGGGUGCGUCGACGUUUGGAAUUUGAUGGAAAAGACGCAUGAACCCGUCAUCAGCGUCGCGACGACUUCCGCGGCGAUAUCAAUCGUGCGACUGUGUGCAUUCAAGGCGUCGGGUACGCACGUGAUCGCGAUUGGGGACGAUGUAGGCUCUCUCCACACGUGGCGCCUGUCCAGUGGAAUUUCGAACGCGUCAAACAAGGAGAUUCGGUUUUCGGAGUCAUUCUAUCGUCGCACAAAAAUCAACGAGUCUUAA
Ostreococcus tauri is the source of this 1086-nucleotide messenger RNA. RefSeq names its product WD40 repeat. NCBI's taxonomy places the organism in Eukaryota, Viridiplantae, Chlorophyta, Mamiellophyceae, Mamiellales, Bathycoccaceae. The transcript has a single exon. Gene Ontology annotation, biological process: cilium movement involved in cell motility; inner dynein arm assembly. Gene Ontology annotation, molecular function: dynein light chain binding; dynein heavy chain binding. Gene Ontology annotation, cellular component: inner dynein arm. The record is from RefSeq and is a predicted model, not a curated record. Bases 1 to 1086 code for a protein of 361 amino acids.